AUGCUGAAGCCCCUGGCGGAGAAGCGUCGCCGCGACCGCAUCAAUCGGAGCCUGGAGGAACUGCGCCUGCUGCUCCUGCAGAGGACCCACAGCCAGGUCAGUGAGGAGGUGCCCCCUGCAGCCAGCCUGCCCCCCCUGCUCCCCACAGCCCCCCCCCCCACUCCCCAUUCCCUUCAAAUCCUAGCUAGGACUUCUCCCUGAGAACGUAACCGCUGCCGUUUGGGAUAGUGUCAGACCCGUGGGUCUGCGUCAACUUUGUGGCCUUCAGAUUUCCCGAGGAGGCCUUAGCGUUAAUUGAACCCCCUUAAAGUGCAUUGAAGUGGAUUGUGCGUUUAUUUCUUCAACUGCCAGCAGGUGGAGCUAUUGUUCUAUAUGACUCUGCUCUAAAAGGAAGGCUUUGGUUAAAAGGAAUUGGCAGAGAAAUAGGUGGCCCCGGAGACUUGAUCAGGUAUUCUCUACCGUUAUGCCUGUCUUGUCUAUCCUGUCCAUGUUCCCCAAGAGUAAGUUGGCACUUGCGCAGUGAUUUGCAAAAUCUCUGUUGUUGGUUAGCAGCAGUGGAUCCUGGGCAGGGUGGGGGGUCGGCAAGGCGAGAAGGAUCUGCACGUGGGAGGUGUCCUUCGCAGUCCCAGCCCUCCCUAGCAUAGCUGUCAACCGUCCCUUAUUUGGCGGGAAAGUCCCUUAUCCCAGUGCCGUGUCCCGCUGCUGUCCCUUAUUGAUGAUGUCCCUUAAAUUGCCCGGGUUUCAAAGGAAGCAGCUCCUCUCCCUCCCUCCCUGCUGGCUCCCUAAGGAGUCUAAGAACGACUGGGGGGUGGAGCUUGCAUGCCUUGUGCCGAUCAAAUCGACCGCGUUGCCUGGGGACUCGCCUUUGCUCAGCGCUUCCCAGCGGAGAGGUGACGGUGGUUUUCCUUGCUGCAUCCCCUUUGCCGGGUUGCUGCACUGUGGGAACCACCGCUUGAGGCUUCGUUUGGCUGCUGGCUGGGCUUUCUGCCUUUGGCUCGGAGGGGCUCAGAAGUUGAACAUACCUGUGCUCGGAAAAUCCCUUAUUUUGGCUGCUGGUCCCUUAUUUUCAAAUCUGUAAGUUGACAGCUAUGCUCCCUAGACCUGCCGAUAGCUGAACCCGGGACUGUCAGCACGCGGAUCCGUUGUUCUGCCCCCCAGCCACUGCCUAUUCCCUGCAAAAGUUUCCCCUUCAGCCCCCUUCUUCUCGGGCCUCUUUCUUUACAGACUCUGAAGAACCCCAAGGUGGAGAAAGCAGAGAUCUUGGAGAUUGCUGUAGGAUACCUGCGGGAGAUGAACGCAGCUAAACCCCAGGGUACAAAUGACCUGCAUGGUGGGUGUUGGGGGGGUGUAUGUGGCUAUAUCAGAGAGACCUGGGCAGGCCAGGUCUGUGAGUGUUUGUGAGUUGCUCAAAUGCUUUGCUCCCUGUUCUUCAAUGCAUGGGGAGUCCCCAUACUCACCUUGCCAAAGCCAGAAAUUUCCACACCCACCCUCCAUCCAGACAAGAAUGCUCAGGGAGGGACAGAGAUGGGUGUGGCCUGGGGGAGGGAGGAGCUUAAGAGUCCCAUGGGCCAGGUGGGGAGCCCAGACGGCUGCAACCACCUCCUGAGUGUUUUGAAUGUUGCAGAUAGUAGGAGAGGACAUAUUGAUUAAAUAUUAUCCUUCCUCACUCACACUAGUGAGUUAGUAGCAGAGUACAUUCCCCAGUAUAUAGCACAAAGCUAGUUGGUUGAUUCAUUUGAAUCUCUUUACUUAAGAGGGACGCGGGUGGCACUGUGGGUUAAACCACUGAGCCUAGGACUUGCUGAUCAGAAGGUCAGCGGUUUGAAUCCCCGCCACGGGUGAGCUCCUGUUGCUCGGUCCCUGCUCCUGCCAACCUAGCAGUUCGAAAGCACAUCAAAGUGCAAGUAGAUAAAUAGGUACCACUCCGGCGGGAAGGUAAACGGCAUUUCCGUGCGCUGCUCUGGUUCGCCAGAAGCGGCUUAGUCAUGCUGGCCACAUGACCCGGAAGCUGCAUGCCGGCUCCCUCGGCCAAUAAAGUGAGAUGAGCACCGCAACCCCAGAGUCAUCCGCGACUGGACCUAAUGGUCAGGGGUCCCUUUACCUUUACCUUUAAGCAGUCCAAUCUGGCUUUGUCCAGAUUGGGUUUGUUCCUGGCAAAUUCCCCUUUUAUCCCCUCUCGAAAAGAAUAAAGGCGCAAACGCCUUCUUUGAAAAGCAACGACAAGAAGCUUACUCACAUUCAGCUCGCAGUAGGUUCCCUGAAGGCAGGCUUUAGCUUGGAGUUACAGAAGAGAGUUUGAGGUCAUCCCAAAUGGGAAUGAGCCCAUGUACUGAUGGCUGAGGGCCAGCAGACAGCAAAAUAACACCAGUAUCAGAAGUGAGCAGCGAAAGAGCAAGGUGGCUGCGUGUCUGGCCCUUUUACGGGGUCUCCCGGGGCCACGCCCAUCUACCUAGCAGGGUGAGGAUGCUCCAGACCAGGUGUGACAGGAAGUCCUCCUGGCUGGAGUAACGUCCCCCUGUCUGCGUCCACUCUAGGCAAACAGGAAGUGUUGGAUUUGACUGCUUAGGUUCCAUCCCACGCUGAGCAUCCCCUGGUUCUAUGGACUCUAGAGCCACAGCCUUGCAGAGUUGAGAUCUGGUCCGACUCCCUGCUAGGCUGUGGAGGCCCACCUCCCUAGGGCUUGAGUGACCAGCCUUCUCCCUGGCUCCCCAAUUCUGCCCCUCCAGGAGCCGACCCUUCGGAAGACGGGACCCUCCAGACCUGCUAUAUGAUGGGCUUCCGGGAGUGUCUCCUGGGCCUAGCCGCCUUCAUCCAGCAAACCCACCCGUCCGUCCAAAGCCACCUGCUGGACACUUUGCACCUCUACCUGGCCUCCAAGCCGGAGCCCCAGAGCCAAGACUGGACCCUCGCCGUCUUCUCUCCUAGCCCUUCGCUGGAGGAAUCGCCUCCCCGGACCCCCGAGGGCUUCUGCUCACCCGUGAAGCCGCUGAGCGAAUCCUCACGGAGCCCAGACCCCGCUUGCUCCAGCGCGGGCCAACAGAGACACAGCCGAGACGCCGCCGCCUCAGCCAAGAGGAUCCUGGCACCUCCGUCGGCUUUCUGGAGGCCAUGGCCCUAG
Messenger RNA from Podarcis lilfordi (Lilford's wall lizard), 3118 nucleotides. The record is from the annotation of a GenBank genome assembly. NCBI's taxonomy places the organism in Eukaryota, Metazoa, Chordata, Lepidosauria, Squamata, Lacertidae.